Messenger RNA from Phytophthora sojae, 858 nucleotides. RefSeq lists its product as hypothetical. Lineage: Eukaryota; Oomycota; Peronosporomycetes; Peronosporales; Peronosporaceae. The record is from RefSeq and is a predicted model, not a curated record. The coding region runs from base 1 to 858 and encodes 285 amino acids. The transcript is spliced from 8 exons.
AUGAACUCGAAUGUUUCUCAAUACAGUAUUCUGCGGUUCAUCGUGCUAGACUUUGUCUCAAAAACUCUAGCAGAUUCCUUUCAGAAUUCUGUACGAUGCUACGAUUUGCAAAUCUCGCCAUGUUCUGAUCCCGCGACUUGGACCGCGGGCCCCCCAAGGUACCAAGAACAAGACUUCAACCAGGGAGCAAGUGACUCUCGUCAUGAUACCACGGAGCACGUGACAUCGCCUCCUCUAUCCAGCUUUUCCGACAUUUUGAAGGACGGCAAUGCGUUUGAACCGGGUCUGGGCUUGGGCUCUCUUCCCAAAGAGCCAAUUCUGCUGCAACAGCCCUUGCCCCCCGCCGGUGUUCAAGCGAACGUCACCCACCAGAACCAACCGACACAAGAUGCCAUGGAUCUCGUUAACUUCAGCUUGGGUCAGCGGAACCCGUUACCUCCAUUGCCAGUGUCAGAUGGCAACCACCCAACAGGCGGCACAAGUGGGUAUGAUCCCCACAUCAUCCACGCAGCCAAUGAAGAAGACCGAAGUUUCCGAAAGAAAUCGCGCGAGAAAAUGCGUCGUAAAGAGGUGAACAACGAGUUCGACCUUCUCGUCGAUCUACUGGGUUUCACCAAUCGUGUUCGCAAGAAGAGUCUGAAGCGCGAGUACAAGCAUCUACGUCGAGAUCGAGACCUGCUGAAGCAAGAAUUGGCAAAGCUGGCUGUUCAUCUAGACUCGUCCCAGCUCGAACCCGUUGCAGCGUGCGUCUCAACUAAUGAAGAUGCGGAACAGCGUACAGGAAUGGAUUUGUCCAUGGUGCCAUUUCAUUAUGAGCACAUGCAGGCUCAACCAGAAUUGUUUCGUCGCGGCUUUUGA